AUGAACGGCGGUACUAAAGACUUCGCAACUGUUAUUGGGAAUAGAGUUCAUGCCGAAAAGGCUGAGCUAUUAAUGGUAUUCAAAGUGCACUACAUCAGUAAAUCACUUUUGCUGGCCAGAGCUGUCCAGAGCUGUCCAGCACUGGACAGAUUCCUUAGGACUACCAGCUCACAAAGCGGUCUACUGAUUAAAUCACUUUUGCUGGCCAGAGCUGUCCAGAGCUGUCCAGCACUGGACAGAUUCCCUAGGACUGCCAGCACACAAAGGCCUCCUCUGUUGCUAGUACAAGAAAUCCCCCCCCCCCUGUCCAUCCCCCAACCCUCCCCCAAUGCUGUGUCAUCCAAGCCCAAGCAGAGGGCUUCUGGGGGUGAAACUAUUUACUGGGAGAGGUAUACCCACCUUACCAGAGAGCUACUGACUUGGCUAUGGGAAAAUCCAGCAGAUCAUGCCAUCCUAUUCAACAAGAGGAGAGAUCAGAGUGCCCUGGGGAAUGCAAGGCCCCAUGCCCAUUGCAAAAAAGCGAUCAAUGCUGUUAUUGCUCAAGUGAUCUUCUCUAAAGAUCUUGUAUAUGGGGCAGUUUAUGUGACCCAGACUGAGAGGUUUGCUUCAGUGGUUGGUAGCCACCUGGCAAGCUUGAAGGCCAAAUAUUGGCAACAAGCAUCAAGGUUUGAGUCCACCAGUGAAGGCAUUGAUCCUAACAAUCCAGCUUAUUCCAACCUUCUGGAGGAAGUUGUUGUUGCAGAGUUCCCAUUCUGGGAGGAAUGCAAUCACAUGUGGCAUGGGAACCCUACUUAUGAUGCAAGAUUAUUCAAUCCAGCUCCUGGCACAAACAAGACAGGCGACUUUCUUUCCAUCAUGAAUCAGGGUGGUACUACUGUGACUGUGACUCCUAGUGGCUCUACUGCAACCACAACUGUGACUCCUACAGUUGCUGGUGUGCAAGUCCAACAACUGACCAACCAGAACAAUACAAUGGCAGGGGGCAAUCUGGAGGUCGAACCUUUUGGGAGUUUUACACUAAUCAACCCUCAGGGUGAGGGCACAAGUAUCAAUGACUUUUCUAUGGGUGGGAUGGAGCAGGGGGAGCCUGUUGAUUCUACCCAUACAAUAUUGCCAUUCAACAAGCCUGGCCAUCAAACACUGUCAUGGGACAACUGUUCAGCAUUCCAGAUGUCUCCAUAUGCCAGAUCCCCCCCCUCUGUUAUCUCUACAUCUACAAUGACCUCUGCUGUCAGUGAUGGUGCUAGCCAGCACCAGGUGGAAAGCUCUGAGACCUCUCAAACAAAGGGGAAAAACAUGCUUACUCAGCUCAAGGUGGAUUUCAAUGAGCAGCUUGGUGAGUUAAAUGGAAAUUCCUUGGAUCAGUGGUGCCAGUUAGCUGUGCUCAAGACUGAAUGCAAAGUGGUCAAGACCCAGGCUUAUAUGCAUGACAAGGAGAUAGCUCAUUUGGAAGCAGAGGGUGAGAAGGAGCACAGGGAGGCUCAGAAGAUCCACAAGCAUUUCAUGGAGAGAAAAAAGUUAGACAUACAAUACCUCAAGGAGGAAGGGGAGAAUCUCCAUCUCAGAGUCCAACUGGCAAUGCUCCAAGCUCAACCAACCUCAUCUUUGGACCCCAAGUCCCAAGUUUUCAAUGGCACCUCAUCCACCACCACCACUGUGCCAUCUCUUUAUCCCACCUUGCCUUUCACUGCCUUUGAUGAUCUCAUUGCAGAUGCCUGA
Messenger RNA from Pisolithus orientalis, 1719 nucleotides. RefSeq lists its product as uncharacterized. Bases 1 to 1719 code for a protein of 572 amino acids. The record is from RefSeq and is a predicted model, not a curated record. The transcript is spliced from 7 exons. Lineage: Eukaryota; Fungi; Basidiomycota; Agaricomycetes; Boletales; Pisolithaceae.